Molecule: messenger RNA, 879 nt
Organism: Penicillium angulare
Lineage: Eukaryota; Fungi; Ascomycota; Eurotiomycetes; Eurotiales; Aspergillaceae
Product: glutathione S-transferase family protein
Exons: 1
Coding region: 1-879 (292 amino acids)
Source: RefSeq, a predicted model, not a curated record
AUGGCUGAUCUAGAGCCUGUUCACUUCUUCGACAUCACCUCCACCUUUCCAGGUCUGUUCCUCAAAUCGAACAAGCCGAAUACAACAGCAAAAAAGAAUACUAAUAACAAUACCAAUACCAAUACAGGAGCACUAAAGUCAUGGUCCCCAAACACUCUCAAGGUCCGAACGGCCUUGAAUUUCAAGAAAAUUCCCUAUACCCAGAGCUGGGUUUCGUACCCCGACAUCGCACCCCUUAUUAAAGGGCUCGGCGUUGAGCCCAAUGCCACAGGAACAAGAUACACCCUCCCAGCAAUCGUCCACAAAUCUAUAACAUCGAAUCCUAACAAUGCAAUGAUGGACUCCCUCCCAAUCAUCGAGCAUCUCGAUAAAUUGUUUCCCGAACACCCCCUCUUUCCAUCCGGAGAAGUAAGCUACUCGCUCUGCAUCGCCGUGAACAGGCUAUCACUGCGUCUGGGACCUGCAAUCCGGUCUCUGCUUAUUCCCAGUGUUCCUAAUCACCUUGAUCCACGGGGACAGGAGUAUUUCAUUCGAACUCGAAGCGAAGCCUAUGGGAAGCCGUUGACUGAAGUGCGACCGACCGAUGAGGGGGAGAUUGCUGCGCUUCUGGAGGAACUGCAGAAGGAGCUAAAGGGGAUUAUUACUGUUUUGAAGGGGCGGGAGGGAAAGAAAGGCCCUUUCUUCGAGGGCGAGACGGCGGGGUAUGUAGAUUUGAACUUCGUGUGUUAUUUGGCGUUUUUCCAUCGGUUUGAUCGGGGGCUUUGGGAGAAGUUGGUCGCGGAGGGUGAGGGGGAAUUGCUCGCUUUGUGGAAUGCCUGUUUACCCUGGUUAGAGGGCCAGGGAGAGGAGAAGGAGUGGCCGAUUCCGGAAGAUGUUUGA